This is a messenger RNA of Pseudoliparis swirei, 2080 nucleotides long. RefSeq names its product RAS-like, family 12 (gene rasl12). NCBI's taxonomy places the organism in Eukaryota, Metazoa, Chordata, Actinopteri, Perciformes, Liparidae. The transcript is spliced from 5 exons. The record is from RefSeq and is a predicted model, not a curated record. Gene Ontology annotation, molecular function: GTPase activity; GTP binding. The coding region runs from base 1 to 798 and encodes 265 amino acids.
AUGUCGGGGAUAUUUGGGAAAGGGAAGACGUGUCACUCCGCCGCAGCUCCUGACAAGACUCCAGCUGAGUGCAACCUGGUGCUUCUCGGUGUGAUGGGCUGCGGGAAAUCAGCACUGACUGUCAAAUUCCUCACAAAGCGCUUCAUCAGUGAAUACGACCCCCAUCUAGAGGAUGUCUACUCAUCAGAAGAGAAGGUGGACCAGCAGCUAGUCACAGUGAGAGUGAUGGACACCUGUGACCAGUGUGUGUUUCUGGUUUCUGUGUGUGUACAGGAGGGUCCAGUGAACAGUGAGCGUUAUCUGUCGUGGGCCAGCGCCUUCCUCGUCAUCUACAGCAUCGUCAACAUGGAGAGCUUUAAAGGAUGCCAGCUGUACUUGCAGACUCUCGCCCUGCACAACAAAACCUUCAAUCCACAAACUCCCAUCAUCCUACUGGGGAACAAGCUGGACAUGGACAGAUACAGGCUGGUGAGUCAGUGUGACGGUGAGCUGCUGGCGUCUCGAUUCGGCUGUUUGUUCUUUGAGGUGUCGGCCUGUCUGGACUUCCUGUCUGUGCAGCACGUGUUCUAUCAGGCGGUGAGGAGUGCGAGGCGCAGGGGGGAGCGCGGCUGUUUGGUACCGGCCAUCUACGUCAGCGAGGAGAAAGCGCUCCUCGGCGUCCCCUCCUUCACCACCCCCUGCUACAAGGAGCUGCCGACCCCCGCCACGGCCAAGCUGGUGACCGUGAAGACAUCCAGAGCCCAGAGCAAACGCAGGGCCGCCACACUCACCCUGCUAAAGGGCUUCAAGAUCUUCUGACUCUCCCUGACACCCUCUACCUGGAACCACUGGCUCUUUGAAAAGACCAUGCUGCACAGGAGGUGGACACAAUAAUAUGAACAGCUAUACAGCGAGUGCACAGACAUGUUCGCCAGCCUUGAGGUUAAAGGACGACCAACGCAACCCCCCUGAGUCACAUACACUACCGUUCAAAAGUUUGGGGUCACUUAGAAAUGUCUUUAUUUUUCAAAGAAAAGCACUGUUUUUUCAAUAAAGAUAACAUUAAUCAAAAAUACACACUAUACAUUGUUAAUGUGGUAAAUGACUAUUCUAGGUGGAAACGUCUGGUUUCUAAUGACAUAUCUCCAGAGGUGUAUAGAGGCCCAUUUCCAUCAACUAUCACUCCAGUGUUCUAAUGGUGCAUUGUGUUUGCUAAUCGCCUUAGAAGACUAAUGUCUGAUUAGAAAACCCUUGUGCAAUUAUGUUAGCACAGCUGAAAACAGUUAUGCUGGUGAUAUAAGCUAUACAACUGGCCUUCCUUUGAGCUUGAAGUUUGAAGAACAAAAUUAAUACUUCAAAUAUUAAUCAUUAUUUCUAACCUUGUCAAUGUCUUGACUAUUUUCUAUUCAAUUUUCAAUUCAUUUGAUAAAUUAAAGUGAGUUUUCAUGGAAGACACGAAAUUGUCUGGAUGACCCCAAACUUUUGAACGGUAGUGUACGUUCUGAUGAUUUGAGUAGUUUCACGGUGGCCUUGACAAUACAUCACAUUUCAACACAAUUUUGCAGGGAAACGCUCUUUUCCCUUGGACAAAAGAGAGGCCGUUAUUGUCUAGCACCUGGAAGCGAAAAUGAUUUGGUCAAAGCCAUGGACAAAACACUCCAUUUGAAACAGAGACCAGCACAGCAGCUGACUCCAUUAGCAUUUAUAUGCUUUAUCUUGACUGAUCUCACCAAAAUAAUCACUACGGACAGAUUGUUCUCCCCUCCCUCUUGAAGCUUUAGUUAUACUCACAAGCCACGGACAUUAUGGACUCGGUGGGCUGCUGUCAGGUUUAUCAACCAAGACUUGAGGUGACGGCCCACCAUUUAUCGUCAUCACCAUUUCUGUCGUGUCCUUAAGCUUUUAUUAUGGUCCUUCUCCUGUUUUUAGGAUUUCUUCUCUUGAACAUUUCUCUUGUUUUUCGUUUGUAUCAUGUUAUUACGAUGGUGGGAUUAACACCGUUUUGCUUAUCAACCGCUGAAAAGGUGAAAUACGUCGAAUGUCAACGUAAAAGAAAAUUGAAAAAGAAUAUUAUACAAAAUAAAUUACUUUUAGCACAAUA